AUGUGUUGCGUUACUACCGUUUCAUCUUUCCUUUCAAUCAAAUUUUUCUUAAGCCACCUUUUGCAAAUAGAAGUGCAGAAACGCAGACUGUUGUUUUUUACAUACAUUCGUAAUCUAAACAGCAAGUGCUGCGCACGAGUGGUGGUUGGCUCUUUCCGCAUAACGCAUCAAUUUCUACCGAUGGCAAAGGUAUUGGCCAUCACGGCAAUCUCAGUUUCGAUAUUUCUGAUAGCUACUGUAAUUGUUCUUGAUGUAUACGAGAUAGAUCACGUGAAGGAUAGUGAACAUUUGUCUCCAUGGUUGUCUUGCAAAUGCGUUGAUGAAAGCAGGCAAGAAAAUUUCGGUGAAAUGUCUCACAACCUCUUUCAUACACUCAAGGAAACGAGUGUAACCACAAACGAAGCGAUCACGAACAUUGCAUUCUACAGGAAACUUAUGAGGAAAAGGGUUGGAGCAAGAGAUGGCAAGAAAACAGACAUUUCACUUAUAUCUGCGUUUGAAUAUCCCCAGCAGAUAAAUGUCAUGAUCACUUCCAUUGCUAAGUAUGGAGAUAAGAUCUAUUGCCGCUAUUUUGACAUGUCAAUGCAAGAAAUCGGAAAUCCUUUUGAAAGUGUUGUGUUUCCCGAAUACACGGUAAUGUGCUUGCGAAGAGAAGGAGCAAGAUUCAUGUCACUUUCGGACACACUUAGUGGGGAGUACGAAUACCCGGUACCGAUUACGGUUCGAACGCAAUCAGAGCCAGCUCAUUUCUUCUCAAUUUGCUUAGCUCCUAUAUAUGGGACAGAACCAAAAUGGCUUCACCUCGCUGAGCUUGUGGAGCAUUACAAAAUCCAGGUUCCGGCUUUUUAUUUGGGUGCAACACAUUUCUACAUGUACAGUAAGUAUAUCGAUGAAUAUAGCCGAAUAUUACUGGAUGAUUAUGUUCGCACUGGUGAUGCAGAAAUCGUAAUUCUCCAUGAUCGUUUUGAAAGAAAGGAUGAUCGUUGGCAAUCCAUGGAGAUCCAGGAAUGUCUCAAUCGUGCACAAGGGCAUUCUCGAUGGGUAGCAUUUGUUGACUUGGAUGAGAGACUAACACCAACGAACUAUUCGGGGACUUUACGGAGCUACUUAGAGAAUAUGGCCGAUGAUAAAAUUGGAGCAGUUCAGUUUCGACAGCGUUGGAUAUUGAAAAAUGAGACUCUUCCUGAAAGAUAUACAGAUUCAACUCAGAUAGCUAGUUGGAUGCCAACACGACGAUACCACAACACUUCCCAUGUCGGCCCAGUGGGACACACUGCGAAAUGCAUAAUUGAUCCCAAAAAGGUCUUGAUUAUGCACGUACAUUAUGUAAAUGCGUUUUAUGAGGGCUACACAAUGUAUCGCAUGAGACCUGAAGAGGGAGUUGUAAGGCAUUAUCGGGACGUCAAUUCUGGCCAGUGGGGCAAGAUAUGGCUGAAGGAAGUUGAAGGAAUGGGCAAUUUUUCAACGACAGAUUAUCCCGCAAAGUGGGCCAACGAACUAUUAACGAGGGUUCAAAGACGGGUUCACUACGUGUAUGGAGCAGAAAUCAGAAAAUGAAGACUUCGGAGGCGCAUUGGAUUUUAGCGUGUAUCUUCAUGUCUAUGCUCGUAGUAAUUUAUUUUUUUAUUUUUUAACACUUCGAGUAACUGGAAUCCGAAUAUGAUCAUAUAUAUGUGUUAGUGAUUAAUUAGUUAUGCGCAUUCAACUAACUACGUUCUCAAAUGCUCAAAUGUUUCGGAUCGAUACUCUAUGCAAGCAUGUUGCGAUAAGGUAACCUUAAUGCAGCCUUCAUUCUAAUUUUAAUCGAAUUUCCUAACCUUCUUGCCAAUGCGGU
This is a messenger RNA of Cylicocyclus nassatus, 1834 nucleotides long. Lineage: Eukaryota; Metazoa; Nematoda; Chromadorea; Rhabditida; Strongylidae. The record is from the annotation of a GenBank genome assembly.